AUGUCUAUUUCCACAACCGAACACGAUGCAUAUUUAGUCGAAAACUGGGAUACCGAAACCCUUAUCCUUCACCUGCAAGAGCAGGGCCUAAAGCUUGACGAUGAGGACUUCGCUAUUAUCCGCCAACGAAAAAUCGAUGGCCAGGUCUUUCUUGAUAUGACUGAAGAAAAGUUUAUGUCAGCUGGAUUGGAAAUGGGACCGGCUAUGAAACUUGCAAAAGAAGUCAAAAAUCUCAAAUCCGCACCGAAGCGUUCAUUCUCCUCAUAUCACAGUUUAAAAGAAGUGCUGGCGAAAUAUGGAAUGGAAUCCGAAGGCAUAGACGCAAUUCCUCUAUUCAGUCCGCCGAUCCCUCACAGUAUUCAGGAUGACGAUGUGUAUUUCGAAGAAUUUAUCACGGAAAUUAACAAAAGGCUAAGGGAUUAUGGUACCUUAUACCCAGAUAGUUUGGAAGCCAUGCGUAAUGAGUACGUAGUUGCGAUACUCCACACAGCUCUCCAUAUCGUCAGGGGUGAAACAAAAAAAGAAUUUACCAUGAGGCCACGACAAGAAAUUAUCGGGGAAGAAAGUUCCGGGCGUGUCGAUUAUGCAAUUAAG
This is a messenger RNA of Acaulospora colombiana, 594 nucleotides long. NCBI's taxonomy places the organism in Eukaryota, Fungi, Glomeromycota, Glomeromycetes, Diversisporales, Acaulosporaceae. The record is from the annotation of a GenBank genome assembly.